Penicillium soppii is the source of this 1515-nucleotide messenger RNA. Its product is annotated as DNA primase subunit PRI1. The transcript has 3 exons. Gene Ontology annotation, biological process: DNA replication, synthesis of primer. The record is from RefSeq and is a predicted model, not a curated record. NCBI's taxonomy places the organism in Eukaryota, Fungi, Ascomycota, Eurotiomycetes, Eurotiales, Aspergillaceae. Bases 1 to 1515 code for a protein of 504 amino acids. Gene Ontology annotation, cellular component: alpha DNA polymerase:primase complex.
AUGCCGCACUCUUUAUCGCCUGAUCUUGCGCAAAAUGAUGAUGAGAUGCCGGAUGCGCCAUCAGUCGAAACCUCGACUGAGAACAAUGUUAAGCUGGAGGACAUGUUCAACGACGAUGAGGACGAUGAGGAAUUCCCUACUUCCGGGGAUGUGAAGAUGGAUUCUCCAGCCGUAAAGCCAGAAGAGCCUGUCCCUACACCAUCUGGGGUUGACGACGAAGUCAUGCUUGCCUUUUAUCAACGACUUUUUCCCUUUCGAUACCUAUUCCAGUGGCUGAAUCAUGGAAUUGUGCCGACGAAAGACUUCGGAAACCGCGAAUUUGCCCUUACGCUACAAAAUGACGCCUAUCUCAGAUACCAAUCAUACCCCACCGCAGACAUGUUCCGGAAGGAUAUUCUGAGAAUGAACCCCUCUCGUUUCGAAAUUGGACCCGUCUACAGCACCAACCCGCGCGAUCGCAAAACGCUCCGAGGUGGUCAAAUGAAGCCUGUCUCCAAGGAACUGGUGUUCGAUAUCGAUUUGACUGAUUAUGACGACAUCCGUACUUGCUGUGUCAAGGCGAAUAUCUGCCCUAAGUGUUGGUCGUUUGCGACAAUGGCUAUCAAGGUCAUUGAUACCGCUCUACGGGAAGACUUUGGGUUUGAGCACAUUCUCUGGGUUUACUCCGGCCGACGUGGUGUUCACGCUUGGGUGUGUGAUCCGCGGGCACGUAUUAUGCCGGAUGAUCGACGAAAAGCCCUUGCCGGCUAUCUCGAACUCAUUCGAGGAGGGUCACAGAGUGGCAAGAAAGUCAAUAUAAAACGACCACUGCACCCCCACAUUGUCCGCAGUCUCGAGAUCCUGAAGAACGAUUUCGCUAGAACGACUCUUGGCGAUCAAGACACAUUUGAAAGCGAUGAGCAGGCGGAACGCUUGCUUUCUUUACUGCCCGAUAAGGGUCUGAAUGAUUCCCUGCGAAGAAAGUGGGACUCUUCUCCAGGUCGCGCCAGCACCAGCAAAUGGGCUGACAUCGACUCACUCGCCAAGAGCGGUAAAAGCACUACUCUGAAGACAUCUACUCUUCGGGAUGCGAAGCAGGAUAUUGUUUUGGAAUACACAUACCCUCGCCUGGAUGCCGAGGUCAGCAAAAAGAUGAUUCACUUGUUGAAGAGUCCCUUCGUUAUUCACCCAGGAACUGGCCGUAUUUGUGUUCCUAUUGAUCCUCGCAAUGCCGAAAACUUCGACCCUCUAUCCGUCCCGACAGCGAUGCAGCUGCUUACGGAGAUUGACGAAUACGAUGCGAAGCACCCUGCUGGCACAGCGGAGGCUGAUGUCCCGGAUGUGGAAGGCAGUGCAGCAAACGGCUCUGAUGUUAAGGGUAGUCGCAAGUUGCAAGAUUAUGAAAAGACUAGCCUGAAGCCCUACAUCGACUUCUUCCGCUCCUUCAUCGCAGGCCUCAUGAAGGAGGAACGUGCGGGCAAGCGUGAGCGGGAUGAGAGUGGGCCAGCUGUCAAGGCGGAUCCCAUGGAAUUCUAG